Aspergillus wentii DTO 134E9 is the source of this 762-nucleotide messenger RNA. Its product is annotated as aminoacyl-tRNA hydrolase. The transcript has a single exon. The coding region runs from base 1 to 762 and encodes 253 amino acids. The record is from RefSeq and is a predicted model, not a curated record. Gene Ontology annotation, molecular function: peptidyl-tRNA hydrolase activity. Lineage: Eukaryota; Fungi; Ascomycota; Eurotiomycetes; Eurotiales; Aspergillaceae.
AUGGCCGAACAAACCCUUCUCAAAACCCCCCGUCGGUUUCUCUUCAUCGCCUCGUUAGGAAAUAUUCGCCCUUAUCGCCAGACUCGUCACAGUGCUGGGCAUAUCCUUCUCGAUGCAUUGAUACCCCUCCUUCCUCCCCGAGUCCCUCUGGUCUCCUCCAAACAACCUUCUGCCGGCCCCAUCUUCUACAAAACCUGGUAUAGCCCAUCGUAUAUGAACGAUUCCGGACCAAAACUCGCUCGACAGCUGAAAUCAUGGAUGUGCAACACGCAAUCAGAUGGGUUGGGACUUGUGAAACGCGGGGAUGUUGCUCUAUCUCGUGCGGUGGACAUGAGUGAGACGGACAGCGAACAGACCGAAUGGCAACUACGGGGGGUAGAUCCGCGGUCGUUGACGCACUUUCACCCCACACUGGUCAUCUUGCAUGAUGAGUUGGAGGCGCCACUGGGCAAAGUCAAGGUGAGGAUGGGUGGACCGGAACAGGCCAGUUUACGUGGCCAUCGGGGUCUUAUCAGCGUCAUGGAGAGUCUACGCGGGAAGAAGAUGUACCCUCCAUCCCCGAGUCAGGGUGCGCAUGACCGUCUCUCUGUCAUGCGUAUUGGAGUUGGGAUUGGUCGUCCGUCGUCGCGGAAUAAGGGAGAUGUGGCGGAUUAUGUGCUGACGGAGAUGACGCCGGUUGAGUUGGCGGCGGUGCGGGCUGCAGCUGGUUCUGUGGCUGAUCUUCUAGCCGAUGAGCUUUAUCGUGACGAAAACAAGGCUUAA